Messenger RNA from Dovyalis caffra, 1188 nucleotides. NCBI's taxonomy places the organism in Eukaryota, Viridiplantae, Streptophyta, Magnoliopsida, Malpighiales, Salicaceae. The record is from the annotation of a GenBank genome assembly.
AUGUUUAGAUCUCUCUGCAAAAGCUUAGAGUUAGGCAGUUCUAAUAGAGUUAAUUUAUCAGUUCAUAAGGAAUCAUCCUAUUGUCUUGAAAACCCUUCAAUAUUAUCAUGUCUCAGAAACAUUUCAUCAGUGAAUACAGAUGAUAUAAAAGAACAUUCCUUUACAGUCUCAUACCUUGUGAACAAAUGUGGGUUCUCUCUGAAAUCUGCUUUAGAAGCUUCUAAACAUGUUGAUUUUGAAUCCCCAGACAAACCUGAUUCUGUUCUUGAAGUUUUCAGGAACCAUAACUUCUCAAAAGACCAUAUUUUGAACCUAGUGAGGAGACAUCCUGCAGUGCUUUUGUCUAAACCUCACAAAACACUUCUGCCCAAGCUUGAAUUUUUCCAAUCUAAAGGUUUUUCAAGCCCCGAUGUCAUCAAAAUCAUGUCAUCCAACCCAUGGAUUUUUAGAUAUAGCUUAGAGAAGCAUUUAGUCCCUGCUUUUGAUUUCUUUGAAAACUUGCUUCAAUCUGAUGCGGUCGCCAUCAAAGCAAUCAAACGUGCUCCUUAUAUUCUAAAUCAUAAUGUUGAAAGCAUGGCACGUAUUGUUGAUGUUUUACGAGACAAUGGAGUCCCUAAAAAGAAUAUUGCUCUGCUAGUUCGUUCCAAGCCUUCUAUUAUGAUUUCAAAUCUGGAGGAUUUUAAAAAGCUUAUACAGGAAGUGACUCUAAUGGGAUUUCAUCGUUCCAAGAGUCAGUUUGUCGUAGCAAUUAUUGCUCUGAGGUCCAUGAGCAAAUCCACAUGGGACAAAAAGCUUGAUGUGCAUAGGAGAUGGGGUUUGUCUCAAGAAGAAAUUCUUGCAGCAUUUGUAAGGUAUCCAUGCUUUAUGGAAGUAUCCGAAGAGAAGACCAUGCGAGUGAUGGAUCUUUUUGUCAACAAAUUGGGUUGGGAGUCUUCCUAUCUUGUAAAAAAUCCAAGUAUUUCAUCAUAUAGCUUGGAGAAAAGGCUUCUCCCAAGAGCUUUGGUCUUACAAUUUUUAGUUUCUAAAGGCAUGGUUGAGAAGAGUUUCAGAAGCCUUGCGUUCUUCAUUACUCCCGAAAUUAAGUUUAAGCAGAGGUUCAUAGAUAACCAUGCUGAAUCUACCCAGAUAUUGAAAUUUUACAAGGAAAAACUGGAUCUUUCAUCCAUUGUAAACUCCUCCUCAUUUUAA